This is a messenger RNA of Thamnophis elegans (Western terrestrial garter snake), 422 nucleotides long. Its product is annotated as histone H4. Gene Ontology annotation, biological process: nucleosome assembly. Bases 64 to 375 code for a protein of 103 amino acids. Gene Ontology annotation, cellular component: nucleosome. The record is from RefSeq and is a predicted model, not a curated record. Gene Ontology annotation, molecular function: structural constituent of chromatin; protein heterodimerization activity; DNA binding. Lineage: Eukaryota; Metazoa; Chordata; Lepidosauria; Squamata; Natricidae. The transcript has a single exon.
UCUUUAUAAGCCAUCCUUUGCAGCACAUCUAGGUUAGUUUUUGCUUGUCUGUCGGUGUCGAAGAUGUCUGGUCGUGGCAAAGGCGGAAAAGGCUUGGGCAAAGGGGGAGCCAAAAGACAUCGGAAGGUGCUCCGCGACAACAUCCAAGGCAUCACGAAGCCGGCUAUCCGCCGUUUGGCUCGCCGCGGAGGAGUGAAGCGAAUUUCUGGCUUGAUCUACGAAGAAACCCGUGGCGUGUUGAAGGUUUUUCUGGAGAACGUGAUCCGCGAUGCCGUGACUUACACCGAGCACGCCAAGAGGAAGACCGUGACCGCCAUGGACGUGGUGUACGCGCUGAAACGCCAAGGUCGCACCUUGUACGGCUUUGGGGGCUAAUUAAUUCUACACAAAAAAGACAACAUAACGGCCCUUUUAAGGGCCAC